This is a messenger RNA of Anoplophora glabripennis (Asian longhorned beetle), 2576 nucleotides long. RefSeq names its product U4/U6.U5 tri-snRNP-associated protein 1. The transcript has 7 exons. Bases 131 to 2386 code for a protein of 751 amino acids. Gene Ontology annotation, biological process: mRNA cis splicing, via spliceosome; maturation of 5S rRNA. The record is from RefSeq and is a predicted model, not a curated record. Lineage: Eukaryota; Metazoa; Arthropoda; Insecta; Coleoptera; Cerambycidae. Gene Ontology annotation, cellular component: U4/U6 x U5 tri-snRNP complex.
AUAACGUUUCGUUAACGUUGUGUUUUGUAUUCGUUAAUAAUAGAGUUCUAUAAAUUGUCUGUUAAAAUUAAUAGAAGUUGUAAAUGGUCGGUUAAUUUGUUUGAUAUUAAUUCAUAUAACUUAAUAAGUUAUGGGUUCCAGUAGUAAGAAAUACAAGGAAAAAGAAUCUCGUAAGCGUCGCCACAGAAGUCCUAGUAGAAGUUACGAUGACGAUUAUGAUGUACAACGAGAAAAAAGACAUAAACAUAAAAAACAUCACCAUCAUCAUAAAGAAAAACGAAAGGAAAGGCUGGAAAGGGUUCCCAGGCAGGAAUAUGAAAGUGACAGUUCUGAUGUUGUGGAGAUUAUUCCUGACGAUUCACAAUCAGCUCCUCCAACAAAAGCUAAUGAUAAAUCACCGGAAAAUUCAAGUCAAGGAGUUGAAAGUUUAUCCAUUGACGAAACCAAUAAGUUGAGGGCUAAAUUAGGUUUAAAACCCCUAGAUAUUGGCUCAAGCAGUGGAAGUAAUGCAGGAGCAAAAGGCGAUGGUAAAAAGAAGGAUGAUUUGGGGGAAUUUUAUCAUAAACCAGCAGAAAAUUUACAACAAAAAGCUCAACAAGAGAAGAUGCGGAAUAAAUUAGCAGAAGCUAGAGAAAAAAGACACCUCCAUAACAAGUAUGCCAAAGUCAAGACCCUUGGUGAAAGUGAUAGUGAUGAUGAUGUUGAGUCAUGGAUUAACAAAAAUAGGAAAAUUGAUGAGGCUAAAAAGGAAGCAGAAAAAAGAGCCAAAAUGCUGGAAGAAUUGGAUGCACAAUUUGGUGUAAGUGAAGUUGUGGAAUCCGAAAAAAGAGAAAAAAUGCGACAGAAGUACUCGGAACGAGAUUUAAAAGGUUUAACUGUGGAACAUGACCUGGAUAGUUUUAUGGAAGAACGUACCACUAUACUAACUCUCAAAGAUAAAGGAGUAUUAGAUGAAGAUGAAGAUGUUUUAGUAAAUGUCAAUAUGUUAGAUAACGAGCGGUAUAGAAAGAGCGUCGAAAAUAAGAAAAAGAAGAUAUUAUAUAAUGCUUAUGAAGAUGACGAAUUUGAUGAAUUUGGGAAUCCUAAGGAAAAGUCAUUAUUAUCAAAAUAUGAUGAAGAAAUAAAUGGUGCCAAGAAGGAUAGUUUUAAGAUCGGUUAUGAUAAUGCCAUUGAAAGAAAACAAGCCAUAACUCAAUCGGUGAAAGAGAAGUUGGCAAAAAAAAAGCUUGAAAGCAUAGGAGAGACGCAGCUAAAGCUGGCUUCAGAGUACUACAAUGAAGAAGAAUUAGCCAAAUUUAAGAAGCCUAAAAAGAAAGUAAGGAAAAUAAGAUCGAAAGGAAAACUGCUCACUGCCGAUGAAUUACAAGAACAGCCACAAAAUACUGGAAUUGAAGCAAUAGGUUCCAGAAGACCAAAAUAUAAAAAUGAUCCCGAUUUAAAUAUAGAUGACGUUCCAUCUGUGGACAUUCCAUCUGAUUUAAAAAUAGAAGAAAAAGAUGAUUUGCUUGAAAAAGCAUUACACAAAGCUAGGAGGAUUAAGCAGAAAGAAAAUAUUGUGGCGGAUAUCAUAAAAAGUGAAAUCAAAACUGAAGUGGAGGAGGAAAAUAUUGAUAGUGGAAACAUCAUACUAAAUGCUACAGCAGAAUUCUGUAGAACAUUAGGUGACAUUCCAACUUACGGCAAGGCUGGUAAUCGCGAAGAGACUGAAGAGCUCAUAGACUUCGAAAAAGAUAUAGUGAAUGAAGAAAAUAGUGAUGACGAUUGUGAAAUAAUAGAACCAACUGGUUGGAAUUCUGUAGACCCUACAAAUCAAGGCAUAGAUUCCACCCAGAUAACGCCCCAAGAAGUCCAAAUUUUGGAUGAAGAACCAGAUGUCAGUACGGGUGUCGGAGCAGCUCUCAAACUAGCUAUGAGCAAAGGUUAUUUAGAUAAAGAACAAAAUAAUCGUCCUUCUAAUUCUCGUCUUGCACACUUGCAAGCCAAACAUUAUUCUAUAGAAGACAAGUCAUAUGGUGACGAGGGCGAUAGACAGAAUAGAAGGGAACGAUAUUCAGGUCCUAUAACAGAUUUUAAGGAAAAAGAUGGUUUUAAACCUAACGUAAAACUUGAAUAUAUCGAUGAUGAGGGUCACAUUUUAAACUCGAAAGAAGCUUUCAGAUAUUUGUCACAUAAGUUCCAUGGCAAGGGACCUGGCAAAAAUAAGAUAGAAAAAAGGAUCAAGAAGGGUGUUCAGGAACAGCUUAUGAAAAAGAUGAGUUCUACAGACACACCAUUAGGGACUCUGAACAUGCUUCAAGCCAAGCAAAAAGAAACCCAAUCUCCAUUUGUUGUACUUUCUGGAAGUAAACAGUCACAGUCAACAGCUUUAUCAAAAAGUAGGCGAUGAAUUGGAAACCAUUCGUAUAAUAGUUCGUAAGGAAUUGCAUUGUAGGUAGGUUCAGGAAGAUCAACUUUUUUGUAAUUAAAAAAAGAAGUAAUUUUAAAGAUUUUAUUUAAUAAUUGUACGAUUUUCGUACCAACAUCAAAUUAAUGUUAUAUGUACAGCCAUGUUAUAUAAUAAAAUAGUUUUAUGCUAA